Molecule: messenger RNA, 1137 nt
Organism: Capsella rubella
Lineage: Eukaryota; Viridiplantae; Streptophyta; Magnoliopsida; Brassicales; Brassicaceae
Product: F-box/kelch-repeat protein At5g38670
Exons: 1
Coding region: 1-1137 (378 amino acids)
Molecular function (GO): protein binding
Source: RefSeq, a predicted model, not a curated record
AUGUCGUCGUCUCAGGGAAAGAAGAAGGCGUACAAGACACGGCAAUCAAACUCAAAUCCGACACUUUCAGAUGAUUUGAUAUUGAGCUGCGUGGCGCGGGUGUCAAGAUUGUAUUAUCCGACGACUCUCUCCUUCGUCUCCAAGAGCAUUCGAUCUUUCGUAGCUUCACCAGAGAUUUACAAGGAACGGUCACUCUCCAGCUGCACGGAGAGUUGUCUUUACGUGUGUUUACAGCUCCAUCCUCUUGAUGAAGACCCUAAGUGGUUUACUCUGUACCGGAAACCUAAUCAAACCCUAACGUGUGACACAAGUAAUGAUAAUAAGAAGUCAAGUGGGUAUUCUUUGGCUACGGUUCCAAUUCCUCAUUCUCCUCCUAUGGAUCAUUCGAAUCUCGUGGCGGUUGGUUCUAAUAUCUAUAUCGUCGGCGGAUCUGUAUCGCCUUCCUCUAGGGUAUCGAUUUUGGAUUGUCAGUCUAAUACAUGGCGCGAGGGGCCAAGCUUGCCAGAGGAGCUAUUUACAGUUUCUGUAAGCGUUAUUGGUAGAAAGAUAUUUGUAUUAGGAAUCUGCAAAGAUGGCUUUCCCAAUAAGUUUUAUGUGUUUGACACAAAAACACUAACUUGGGAUCCCCUGCCAAUCCUUGGUACCGAGACUACACACUGUACUUACAAAAAAAUCAUAUGUUUUGGCGAUGAGUUGCACCGGGUGAGUAAAACAGGUGUAGUGGAUACUUACAGUUCCAGGGAAAGUAGAUGGGACGAGGUUAAACCAAACAAAGAACAUUAUCAUUUUUUAAGAGAUUCUUCUUGCAAAAUUGGUAAUGUUUUAUACUCUGUUUCAAAAGGAGAGUUCAAAUGGUAUGACAAUGAGGUUAGAGUGUGGAGGCAAUUGAAAGGUGUAUUAGGAUUACUUAAGUUCCAUCUUCACGAUGCUUGUGCUAGAUUGGCUGAUUACGGUGGAAAGAUGGCGGUUUUGUGGGACGAGUUUAUGCCUGGCCGAAAGAAGAUGAUUUGGUGUGCCGUGAUUGCGCUUGAAAUACGCGAAAAUUGCGAAAUUUGGGGGGAAGUUGAAUGGUUUGAUCAUGUGCUUACAGUCCCUUGGAAAUACAAAUUCAUCAAGGUUCUUGCUCCUACUGUUUGA